Messenger RNA from Camellia sinensis, 1861 nucleotides. RefSeq lists its product as uncharacterized. The record is from RefSeq and is a predicted model, not a curated record. Gene Ontology annotation, molecular function: oxidoreductase activity; 3-dehydroquinate synthase activity. NCBI's taxonomy places the organism in Eukaryota, Viridiplantae, Streptophyta, Magnoliopsida, Ericales, Theaceae. Gene Ontology annotation, biological process: aromatic amino acid biosynthetic process.
UCACUGGUAUCCCCCGAGUCAUUUUCAUUAUAGAGAGAGAAAUGGGUGGUGGAGAGGGAAGGAUCGCAUAAAUGUAACCAUCGGAUGAACGCUCACUCACUCUCAACUUCAAGAGCGUGCCGCGAUGUCCCUCUUUUUCUACAAUAAACCCAUUUGUGUCUCUGUAUUUUCUCAGACUCUCCUCCUCUUUGAAUUCAAGACUACCCAGUUGUGGAUUUUCAAGAAAUGUCGUCUAUGGAGAAUAAUCCUCUUCCUCCAAUACCCGGUCGUGUUGUUAUUGCUUAUGAUGCUACCAAGAACCGCAAUGAAGGAGAGCUUAAACGCACUGUUGAUAGUAUCCGAUCGAGAGGUGACAUUCUUCAUGGAGGUGAUACACUCACGCUGCUUGGAGUUCUGCAUAAGGUCCCACACCCCAUGGGUUACCAAAUGCAAGCGUCCCCUGUUUCUUUUUUGGGAACAAACAUGAGUGUGCUGAAAGACGAAGUUUCAAAAAAGAUUGAUAUGUAUGUGAACAUGCUCCUACAAAGUGCUGAAGAAUGCAAAAAUGAAAAGGUUGACAUUGAAGUCAUGGUUACUGCUGGAACUCCAAUCCAGAAGGUGGUUUUACAAGAGGUUACAACUUGUAAUGCAACUUGGGUUGUACUUGAUAGGCACCUCAGGCGGGAUUUGAGUUUUUACCUUAAACAAAUAUCUUCCAAGGUGGCGUUAAUUCGUGAUAACUUGUCUGUGGAAGUUUUGAGACCUCAUACUACUAUUGAUACAGGCAAUGUAGAACAUAGGGUGGUCUAUUCUAUCUCCAAGCUUGUUCCACUGUCGGCUGUUCAAGAUAACGAGAACAAUGAGCAGUCUGUUAUCUUUUGCAGAAGUUGCUCUGCAUCCAUGACUUCCUUGAAAAGUUCUAAUAGGUCGUUCAUGGAGAAUAAUCCUCUAAUACCCGGUCGUGUUGUUAUUGCUUACGAUGCUACCAAGGACCGCAAGGAAAGAGAGCUUAAACUCACUGUUGAUAAUCUCCGAUUGAGAGGAGACAUUCUUCAUGGAGGUGAUACACUGAUGCUGCUUGGAGUUCUGCAUAGGCUUCCACACCCCAUGGGUUACCAAAUGCAAGCAUCCCCUGUUUCUUUUAUGGGAACAAACAUGAUUGUGAUGAAAAAUGAAGUUUCAAAAAAGAUUGAUAUGUAUGUGGACAUGCUCCUACAAAGCGCUGAAGAAUGCAAAGAUGAAAAGGUUGACAUUGAAGUCAUGGUUACUGCUGGAACUCCAAUCCAGAAGGUGGUUUUACAAGAGGUUACAACUUGUAAUGCAACUUGGGUUGUACUCGAUAGAGACAAGAAGAAAAAAAAGACCAAGCAACAAAAGGAAAAAAAGAAGUUAUGAACAGAUCAUGAAGUGAUGAAUAGAUCAAAAAAAAAAAGUCCAACUCACCCAGCAAAGAAGCAGACCAAAAAAAAAACAAAACAAAAAAACACCGAGAGACUAGAGACGAGAGACGACAGCAAGCACCCAACAAAGAAGAAGAGGAGACGAAGGCGAAUAAGGGAAACCAAAAAAAAAAAACCUAGCAUCACAGCGAUGAAGAAGCAGAAGGAAAAAAAAGAAAAAGAAAAGAGAGACGAGACGACAUCAAGCAGACGAAGAAGAAGAAGAAGACUAACCUGUAGCCGAAGCCGAAGUCGAAGUCUUCAAUCAAAGACGAAGUUGCAAUCGUAUUGAGCUGCAGACUGCGCGAUGAGAAGAGAUGACACUGAAAAAUUUUAGGGCUUCGACUCUCGUAUGUGUUGUUUGAGUUGCAAUCGUAUGUGUUGGACCCAUUCAAACUCAGAUCAGAGCCAUCGAUAAGCAUAAGGGGGCAAAAAAAAAAAAA